AGAAAGUAAAGUUGCUUAUAAAGUAAGUUCACUGAUUUCAGUUCAUCAUAAAAAUCUAAUAUGUUUACUAGUGCAACACUCAUGUUUAUUUCAGGAUGCAUUAUAAAUUCACAAAUGGUGACUGGUGGAUCAAAGAUAACUGUCAAACAAUAUCCUCAGGAGAUCAGAAGCUCGCAUGGUGCAAGUGUGGCCAUAACAUGUGAAUUUAAUUACCAAGGGAAAGUGCCAUUCCAAACAGAUGUUUCCUGGUUUAGGAGCCACAAUAGGCCAAUUAAUCAUUACUCAAAAAAUGAGAAGAUUUCAACUACAGACAAUUUGCAUAUAUAUGUUUAUGGCAACCACUCCAAGUGUUAUACUAUUUUAGUCAUCCAAGACCUCCAGCUCAAUGAUACUGAUAAAUACUUCUGUGAAGUGCUACUUAUUGUCCCUCCGCCAAUAACCAGCCGAGGAAACGGAACCAGGCUGAUUGUCUAUGAUCCAGAAGAGUGUCAAAUGCAGGAAUGUCCUUGGUUGAAGUACUUUUUCGUAGCUCUAAUUGCAUGCGGGGGUGUAAUCAUAGCUGUGUUAUUGAUCAUCUGUGCAAAACAUUAUUGGGACACAGAGAGAAACAAAAUGAAAAGAACGUGUAACCCCACUGAUGAGAACACCACAGUGUAUGAAGACAUGACAUUUGUUAGGCCCUUACCAAAAGGGAGUCAGCUGCCUACUAGAAAACAUGCAGCAUAAUUAAGGGCAAACUUUUUUUUUUUUUUUUUUUUUAAAUAUGUACGCAAUGAUUCAUAAAUAUACAUUAUAUAAUGAUCCCCGACCUUAACCAACUGUUAAAUGUCUUGGCUUCAUAAUUGCAGCACUUUGAUGGUGGCAAAAAUGACAACAUAUUACAGUUUAUUUUUAUAUAUAUUUUUUUUUGUAAAGUGUUACUCAUUUUGCUUAUAUAAUAAAUGUCUGUACUGGUACUGUAUAUUACCAAGCAAACUAUAAUCAUGUCUUCAGCCAGACCUAACGGAAGUAUAUCUU
Molecule: messenger RNA, 1017 nt
Organism: Polyodon spathula (Mississippi paddlefish)
Lineage: Eukaryota; Metazoa; Chordata; Actinopteri; Acipenseriformes; Polyodontidae
Product: T-cell-specific surface glycoprotein CD28-like
Exons: 4
Coding region: 61-726 (221 amino acids)
Biological process (GO): regulation of T cell proliferation; T cell receptor signaling pathway
Cellular component (GO): external side of plasma membrane
Source: RefSeq, a predicted model, not a curated record